Cannabis sativa is the source of this 4714-nucleotide messenger RNA. RefSeq names its product serine/threonine-protein kinase BRI1-like 1. NCBI's taxonomy places the organism in Eukaryota, Viridiplantae, Streptophyta, Magnoliopsida, Rosales, Cannabaceae. Gene Ontology annotation, molecular function: protein binding; ATP binding; protein kinase activity. The record is from RefSeq and is a predicted model, not a curated record. The coding region runs from base 641 to 4276 and encodes 1211 amino acids. The transcript has 2 exons. Gene Ontology annotation, biological process: protein phosphorylation.
GAAGAGAAUCAAGUUCCCCCAACCCAACCCAACCCAACUUUGACUGGACCCCAAAUUUACGAGAAGAAAAAGUUGAGACUUUGAGACACUACUCAAUACUCAAUACUCAUUCAUAAUAUUAACAACUACUCUUUUCUUUCUUCUUCUUCUUCAUCUGAUUUUCUCUGUCACAAUAGCAUUUGAUGUUGAUUUUAAACAAUACCCAGUUUCUUAAAUUUCCUUUCUUUUCUUUAUUAUAUUAAAAAAGAAAAAAAAAAACAGAGAAAAAGAAAGUCAAGGUUGGAUUUUGUUUUGUUGGGAUGAAAUGAGAGAAAUAAUGAAUGUGUUUUUGUUUAUGGAAUCAGAUUUUAGCGUGUUCAUUUCAUCUUCUCUGUCUCAGUCUCAGACACAUUUCUGAACAUCGUACAUACAAACACCUUAAGAUCUGAUAACCAAGUACUAAACACACAGAAAACAAAUAUCAGAACAAAAAGAAAGGAAGAGUCUUUACUAAAUGUCUUUGAGUUCUUCUCUCCAAAGGAAAAGAAGAAAAGCUUCAAACUUGUUUUCUGAGACAACCAAUAUUAAAGACAAGACAAGACAAGAGAAGAGAAUAUAACUAAAACAAAACAAAGUUUGUAUAAAUAUUUAUAUAUAUGUGAUGGGAUUGUUUUGGUUGGUGCUUUUGAUUGCGUUUCAGCCACUAUUUAUAAUUUCUUCAUCAUCAUCAUCAUCAAGUUCCACUAGAAGAUUCUUGUCUGAUCAGAAAGCAGUGGAGUUGUUGUUAAACUUUAAAAACUCAUCUGUUGAGUCUGAUCCUAAUGGCAUGUUGGUUGAUUGGAAAGCUUCUUCAUCCACACCCUGCUCAUGGAAUGGUGUUUCAUGCUCAUCUAAUGGCUUAGUCACAGCUCUUAAUCUCAGCAACGCUGGCCUCACAGGCAGUCUCAACCUCUCCCAUCUAACUGUCUUGACCACUCUUAAGUAUCUUUACUUACAAGGCAAUUCAUUCACAGCAGCUGAUCUCUCUGCUUCAAAUGAUAAAACAUCAUGUGCUCUACAGGCCAUUGACCUUUCCUCCAACAACAUAUCUGAUUCUCUUCCAAAACCAUCUUUCAUGUUUUCAUGUCAAGCUCUCUCUUAUGUCAACCUAUCUCGUAACUCAAUCACUGGUGGAACUCUUUAUGUGGGGUCUUCUUUGAUGCAGCUAGACUUGUCUAGAAAUCGGUUUACAGACUCGGGUUUGCUGUCUUACACUCUCUCAAACUGUCACAACUUGAAUAUGCUCAACUUCUCUGAUAACAAGCUAAAGGGUCAAUUGGGUGUUACUCUAAAGUCUUGUAAAAGUCUCUCAAUUCUUGACAUUUCUCAUAAUCUGUUGUCUGGGAAGAUACCUUCUACCUUUGUUGCAGACUCUCCACCAACUCUCAAGUACUUGGACCUUUCUUACAACAAUUUUUCUGGGAAAUUCUCUGAUCUUGACUUUGGCAGAUGUGGCAACCUCACUUGGCUCAACAUGUCUAGGACAACACUUUCUGGUGCAGAGUUUCCUGUCACACUCAGCAACUGUCAGCUUCUUCAAACACUUGACCUCUCACACAAUGAACUUUCCUCAGAAAUUCCAGUUGGUAGCUUGGAAGUUAUGAAGAACUUGAGAAUACUGUCGUUGGGUGGAAAUGAUUUUUAUGGUGAAAUACCUUCUGAGCUAGGAAAGCUUUGUGGGACUCUUCAGGAACUAGAUCUCUCAGCAAACAAUCUCUUAGGUGAGUUGCCUUUGAGUUUUGGAACAUGUUCUUCAUUGACAAGUUUAAACCUUGGGAACAAUCAAUUCUCUGGUGAUUUCAUUGUUACUGUGAUUAGUAAUCUUCAGAAUCUGAGGUAUCUCUAUUUGCCAUUCAAUAACUUAACUGGUACAGUUCCACUGUCUCUCACCAACUGUACUCAGCUUCAAGUGCUUGAUUUAAGCUCUAAUGGCUUUAUUGGAACCAUUCCUGAAGGAUUCUGCUCCUCCUCCUCUUCUACCUUGGAAAAGAUACUUCUUUCAGACAACUUUUUGUCAGGAACUGUGCCAGUUGAGCUUGGAAAAUGCAAUAUGUUAAGAACAAUUGAUCUCAGUUUCAACAAUUUGAGUGGUGAAAUUCCCAUAGAUAUUUGGAGGUUACCAAAUCUUUCUGACUUGAUCAUGUGGGCUAAUAAUCUCAGUGGUGGGAUCCCUGAAGGGAUUUGCAUUAUUGGAGGGAACAUACAGAUGCUAAUUCUCAACAACAAUCUCUUGAGUGGUACCAUUCCACAGUCCAUUGCCAACUGCACAAACAUGAUUUGGAUAUCACUUUCGAGCAACCGGUUUACUGGUGAAAUUCCUAGUGGGAUUGGAAGUCUUGUCAACCUUGCAAUCUUUCAAAUGGGGGAUAAUUUGCUCUCGGGGCAGAUUCCUCACGAGCUUGGCGAUUGUCGCAGCCUCAUUUGGCUCGAUUUGAACAGCAAUCAACUCUCUGGCACUGUCCCCGCCGAGCUUGCUAACCAGGCUGGCCUAGUGGUUCCCGGUAUUGUUUCUGGCAAGCAAUUUGCAUUUGUGAGAAAUGAGGGUGGAACAGCCUGCAGGGGAGCCGGAGGACUAGUUGAAUUCGAGGGUGUUCGGCCUGAGAGACUAGAAAACUCUCCCAUGGUUCACUCUUGCCCCUCAACUAGAAUUUACUCUGGCAUGACUGUUUAUACUUUCUCCAAUAAUGGAAGCAUGAUUUAUCUUGAUCUUUCUUAUAAUUCUUUGUCUGGAACUAUUCCAGCGAAACUCGGUUAUAUGAACUAUCUCCAAGUCUUGAAUUUAGGACACAACAAGUUCAGUGGCAAGAUUCCAGACAGCUUUGGAGAUUUGAGAGCAGUAGGAGUUCUAGACCUCUCUCACAACAACCUUGAUGGAUAUGUUCCGGGGUCAUUAGCUACUCUAUCAUUUCUCAGUGACUUAGAUGUCUCUAACAACAACCUGAGUGGUGCCAUUCCCUCAGGAGGUCAGCUCACCACAUUCCCAGCAUCAAGAUAUGAGAACAACUCUGGUCUUUGCGGCCUUCCAUUACCGCCUUGUGGAUCACUACCCCGCGGAUCAGCUUUGAACAGCAGAGGAAGAAGGCAAUCUAUGGCUGCUGGGAUGAUAAUUGGCAUUGCAUUCUUUGUGAUAUGCAUUCUCAUACUAACACUAGCUCUAUACCGAGUGAGGCUGCACCAGCAGAAGGAGCAACAAAGAGAGAAAUACAUAGAAAGCCUGCCAACCUCGGGUAGCAGCAGCUGGAAACUUUCCAGUGUUCCUGAGCCUCUAAGCAUCAACAUAGCCACAUUUGAGAAGCCAUUACGCAAGCUUACUUUUGCUCAUCUACUCGAAGCUACAAACGGUUUCAGUGCUGAUAGUUUGAUUGGUUCUGGUGGUUUUGGCGAGGUUUACAAAGCGCAGCUCAAAGACGGGUGUGUUGUUGCAAUCAAGAAGCUUAUUCAGGUAACAGGACAAGGAGACAGAGAGUUCAUGGCGGAAAUGGAAACCAUUGGAAAGAUUAAGCACCGAAAUCUAGUUCCUUUGUUGGGUUAUUGUAAGAUUGGUGAAGAGAGGCUUCUUGUGUAUGAAUACAUGAAAUGGGGUAGCUUAGAAUGUGUUCUUCAUGAGCAGCCUAAGGGAGUAGGCUCAACAAAACUCGGUUGGUCAGCACGAAAGAAAAUCGCCAUAGGAUCAGCAAGAGGCCUGGCAUUCCUUCACCACAGUUGCAUACCUCAUAUCAUCCACCGCGACAUGAAAUCAAGCAAUGUACUUCUUGAUGAGAAUUUCGAAGCAAGAGUAUCAGAUUUCGGUAUGGCAAGAUUGGUGAAUGCUCUCGACACUCAUCUCAGUGUGAGCACCUUAGCUGGAACACCAGGAUAUGUUCCCCCAGAGUAUUACCAAAGCUUUCGGUGCACAACUAAAGGGGAUGUGUACAGCUAUGGUGUCAUACUUCUCGAGCUUCUUUCGGGGAAAAAGCCAAUAGACCCUUUCGAGUUUGGUGAUGACAACAACCUUGUUGGUUGGGCAAAACAACUUCAUAAAGAGAAGAGAAGCAAUGCGAUACUUGACAGUGAGUUGUUGAAAGAGAGUAGUUCAGGUGAGUCUGAGCUUUGCCAUUAUCUAAGGAUUGCUUUCGAGUGCUUGGAUGAUAGGCCGUUAAGGCGUCCCACCAUGAUUCAAGUGAUGGCUAUGUUCAAAGAACUUCAAGUGGAUGAUUCAGAGAGCAGUGACAUACUUGAUGGAUUCUCAGUAAAAGAAACAGCCAUUGAUGAAUCAUAAUCAAAAUCAUCAUGAAAUCAAAUCAAAUAAAAAAAAUUAAAGGCAGAGGUUAGAGGUUAGAGGUUUGAGAUUUGUGCAGUGUAAAUAAGAUGAUCAAUAGAGGGAUAGGAAGGAAACUAGAGAUUGAGUGAGUGAGUGAGUGAAAUGAAUUGAAAAGCAGCAUUGGCAUUAUUACAUACAAAUAUGGAUUCAUUUGUUUUUAUUAAGGGUGGUGGUGGUGAUGGUGAUGGUGUUUUUAGUGUUUUACUUACCUAAACACACAUUGACAUUGACACAAAAAUGAGAUUGACAUUGACAAACAACAACAACAAACAUAAUUGUGUUAUGUUUUUUGUUGUUCAUACAAAUCUUUCUCUCUCUCUCACUCAAAACAUUUUUGUAAAGUUGUAGCAUUAUUAUUAUUAUUAUUACUAUUGGCAAAUUCAAUUUCAGUUGUUA